UUCUAAGGCCUGAGAGUAGCUCUUUUGGAGGGCGCGGUGGCCUGGGCAGCUCUGUGACCUCGUCAUUUGGGUCAUGUCCCCAAAUAUGGACAUAUUUUCAGAGACAGAUAGGAAGACCCUGGAUUGAAGGCUGGAAGAAGCAGCAGAGCUCUUCUAGAGGACCUGCUUCAGAUUUCAGAGGGGUUAAGUGACUGGCCCAAAGUUCCCCUAGCAGCAAGUGGAAAAGCAGGACUCCUACUUCAGGGCCACGGGCUGCAAAUCCAGGCCUGUGGUGGAACCGGGCAAGAUGAUGUUUCUCUCUUUUAGAGAAUUGGCCCUUAUUCUCCUUUGCCAGCUCCCCUGGCUCCUCUCCGAUUUUUACUACCGCAGAACAUGCUACUGUGACUAUUCUCUUGGCCAAUCUGUGAGUUCUUUAAACUUCUUGAAGUAUUGGAGUAGAGCUAUUUCUGGAUCAGAAGGGAAGUUCACCGUGUUGGGACCACAACAGCCAAUCACAGCCUUGGUGGGCGGAGAGGCUAUAUUCCACUGCCACCUCUACCCCCAGAAGGAUGCUAGGGAUAUGGAGGUGAUGUGGUUCCACGAGAAGCACUCAGGUCUCAUUCAUCACUAUAGAGAUGAGCAGGAUCAAAUGCAAAACCAACUUCCAGAGUAUCAAGGGAGAACAGAAUUCCUUCGAGAGAACAUCUCCAGUGGGAAUGUGACCUUGAAGUUGAGCAACAUCUCUCUCUCUGAUGAAGGGAAGUAUUUGUGCAAAUUUUCAAAUUCCAUCUAUUCUCAUGAAGCAGAAUUUCAAGUAUAUGUGGCAGAUGAGUCUGUGGCAGAUGCAUUGUUUCCAAGGACCUGGAUAACCUUGCUGUUUAUCUGUGGGUGUCUUGUCGCAAUCUUCCUAUUCUUCACCAAUUAUAAUGACAUUCUGAGAGAAGUCAGAGGCUAUACAGGCCCAGCCAGAAGACUAUUGGAGGAAAGGGGAUGGAAUGGCAUUUCUUCCCUUCCAUGCAUGCAGGAGCAGGCCAGUCCAGAAGACAUGCAGAAGGAACAAAAAGAAAUGGCAUUUCCCUCUCUUCUUUGCCAUCAUGAAGUGGUUCUACAAGAAAACCAGAGGGAAAUGGAACUGAAUCUCUCUCCCACCCCUGACAUCUUGAAGAGGCCAGGCUUACAAACUGCCCAGAAACACAGAGUGGAUAUCACCUUGGAUGUAGACACAGCUCAUCCUUUCCUCCUUCUUCGAAUGGAUGGCAAAAGUGUAAUUUCCUGCUCUCAUAAGCUAAAGAAGUCCAAGCAUCCAGAGCGCUUUGAAAAUCUUGUCUGUGUGCUGGGCAAGGAGAGAUUCACUUCAGGACAAUGCUAUUGGGAGGUGAAUGUGGAAGAUAAGAUGAAGUGGAUCUUGGGAUUCUGUAAGGACUCAGUUUGCAGAAAAGUGGGGGUCCAGGUCACACCAGAAAAUGGGUUCUGGACUAUCUCUCUGAAGAAAGGGAAUACAUACUGGGCCCUCUCUAACCCUCAGACCCAUCUCUGCUUGGCAGUGGCCCCCAAGAUUGUGGGGAUUUUCCUGUACUAUGAAGCUGGCUGCAUCUCUUUCUACAAUGUGACUGAUGGUACCCACAUUUACACCUUCCAGGACACCUUUAAUGGAGCCCUACGGCCAUGCAUCUUCCCUGGCCAGCUCUCUAUAUGGGAAAACAUUGUCCCUAUCACCAUUCCAUCCCAAAGUCAAAAGAUUCUCCAGCCUCCCCAAAUUCCUAAACAUGUGAGAUCAUGAAAAUUGUUUUGAGUAAGCAGAUGUGGGCUCUUGAGUAGAAUAAUCCAUCUUAUCCACAACCCUCAAUACAAAUGUACUUGCCUUUCUUCUCUGUUGGAAAACAUUGAGUCUUUGGGAACUUCUCUUUGGUACAUGUUGAGAAUUCUCCUCCAUGUCCUUCUCCAUUCAUAUGCUCAUUUUCUCUGAUCCAUUUGGUAUGAGGGCUUGCUAAGCCCUUUUUAGGACUAUUUAUCCACCUAUAAUGUCUGCUUGUUACCCAAUUCUCAUCCAUGGUUCCAAGAAGCUGUAGCAUCCACACUCUGGUAAAACCAUCUUGGCAGAUGGGCUAAACCAAUUUGAAGGUAACUAACAGGACUUGAGCCUGUCAAUUAGUUAGGGAAAUGUCUGCCCGAGAAUAUAAAGACAGCCCCUAGUGGAAUGGGUGGAAGAGAAUAACUUGUUCCAAUGGCCAUGAAGGUGGUUGAAAUAGGUGCUAUGGAACACUUAAAACUUGGUCAGCCACCAAAGACACCAAGGUCCUCCACUGCAUCCUGCGCUAUUGCCAGUUGUCAUGAUUUUUGUCUUGCCACUAGACUUCAAUGACUGGAAAAGAGAGUGAGGCUGAGGACUUUGUGCAACUCUGUCUCACUUAAAUCCAGCUACUCUCAAGUCAAGACAUCA
Molecule: messenger RNA, 2419 nt
Organism: Dromiciops gliroides (monito del monte)
Lineage: Eukaryota; Metazoa; Chordata; Mammalia; Microbiotheria; Microbiotheriidae
Product: erythroid membrane-associated protein-like
Exons: 7
Coding region: 287-1759 (490 amino acids)
Biological process (GO): regulation of cytokine production; T cell receptor signaling pathway
Cellular component (GO): external side of plasma membrane
Molecular function (GO): signaling receptor binding
Source: RefSeq, a predicted model, not a curated record